This is a messenger RNA of Diplodia corticola, 2412 nucleotides long. Its product is annotated as coatamer subunit protein. Gene Ontology annotation, cellular component: nucleus. Gene Ontology annotation, molecular function: RNA binding. Gene Ontology annotation, biological process: RNA processing. The record is from RefSeq and is a predicted model, not a curated record. NCBI's taxonomy places the organism in Eukaryota, Fungi, Ascomycota, Dothideomycetes, Botryosphaeriales, Botryosphaeriaceae. The transcript has a single exon. Bases 1 to 2412 code for a protein of 803 amino acids.
AUGGACAAGUCUUCUGGAGCCAAGGACUUCUUCGACAUCUCGGACAAACUGAGCGCUCCUGCUAAGAAAUCGCUGCGCGAGAGACAAAAGGAAGAAGCGGAAGCAAAGCGCAAGCGUGAGGAGGAAGAGGCUAAGAUAGCUCUCCGAGACUUCCAAAAGUCUCUGGGAGUGGACGAGGAUGACGACGACGAUGCGAGACCGACCGAUUCAGGCCCUCUGCGGAUUGGCGCUGGCAGACAUUUUACACCGAGAGGUCCCAGGGGCAACAGUGGACCUGGGAGUCUUGGGCCUCCGCCGCCUCUGUCCAGGAAGAGAGCAAUUGAUGGCUCCCACAAGGAUAGAGACCAUGGUCUACUUGCCUACAGCAACUCUGGACCUCUCGAUGCUGCAACCGCUUUUCGCGAUUCAGAUGAUGAGGAGGACCGUCCCACAAGCUCAAAAGCAGCAGAGAAGGCAGUCCCAAAACCCACCAUGCGACUGUCCUCGCUACCGCCUGGCAUCACAGCCGCAGAGAUCAAAGCAAUGAUACCUUCAACGCUUACCGUGGAAGCUGUCAACAUCAGCAAGAACUCCGACUCCAGAUCCAGUGACCGGAAGUCGGCGACGGCUAUAGUUACGCUCGCGCAGAAUACCCCGGCAAAAGACAUUGACUCCGUCGUGAACGCAUUGGAGAAGCGCUAUCUAGGGUUCGGCUUCAAUUUGUCCAUCUCACGGCAUCUAUCCUCAGUGUCGCUGGACGUGCCUGCGUCAGGACUCGGUAAUGCGGUCCCCUCAUCUCUGCCUUUUGGUGCAAGGUCCAUCCCCGGGGCCGCAGGUCAAUCAAUGAGCCGUGCCCCUCCUCCGCCUUCGCUACGUGGUGUUCAGCAAUUUUACCCACCCUACGGUUCCUCUCAAUCUCAUUUCGGCAGGGCUUCGCUGCCGACGCAGAUCACAGUCAAGCCGCCUUCGGAUAUAAAGCAGCUCAAGCUCAUCAACAAAACCAUUGAGUCUCUACUGAACAAUGGACCCGAGUUCGAGGCACUACUCAUGAGUCGGCCAGAGGUCCAAAGAGAUCAGAAGUGGGAGUGGCUGUGGAAUGCGCGGUCCCCACCUGGUGUCUGGUAUCGCUGGAAGCUUUGGCAAACCAUCACCGGUGAGGAAGCGACGUCGAAUGUGCGUAGUCGCUUCAAGGUUCUGGAGCAAAGAGUCUUCUAUGAUAGUGCUCCUUGGAUGGCACCAGAGCAGCCAUUGCCAUUCGAAUUCGUCACGAAGUUCGAAGAGUUCGUAUCAGACCCUGAGUACGAUUCUUCGGAUGAAGAAGCGUCAGAUGAUGAAGGACCUCGACGUCAGCAACACGUCUCUGGCGGCCCACCUGAGGCUGGCAUUGAUACCGAUGAUGCCCUGAAGUCUUACCUGAGCCCGUUAAAGAAGUCUAAGCUUACCCACUUGUUAGCACGCUUACCAGCAACAACAGCCCGGCUUCGGAGGGGCGAUGUUGCUCGGGUCUCAGCUUUUGCCAUCAGUCAUGCUGAUAAGGGUGCCGAUGAAAUCGUCAAUAUGCUUGUGGCGAACAUUCAAAAGCCUUUCUUAUUGACCAGUGCAAACCCGGAUCGUCAGAAACAGGAGGAUGAGGCAGAGCAAGAAGAAAACGGGGAGAAAAAAGCUGAGAGGGAGGACCCAUCAUCAGCAAAACUAAUCGGUCUAUUUAUCAUUUCGGACAUCUUCGCAUCCUGCGGCACUUCCGGAGUCCGUCAAGCCUGGCGCUACAGGGAAUGGUUCGAAGCAGCGUUCAAGAAGCGUAAGCUAUUCGAGCAUCUGGGUCGACUAGAGAAGGACCUGCAGUGGGGACGGUUGCGAGCAGAAAAGUGGAAGCGGAGCAUUAACAACAUCCUGUCUAUGUGGGAUGGUGGCAACGUCUUCUCACCUGCAGCACAGGCACACUUCAUGGAGGUAUUCAACAAUCCACCGAUGACAAAAGCAGAAUUGCAAGCGGCCGAGAUGGCAGAGCGCGAGGCUACCAAAGCUGCGACGAAAUCAAAAUGGAAGCCGGUCGAGGUUCAGGCAGAAGUCAGGCAGGAAGAGCACAAGGAUUCGCUGGCUCCUGCGGAAGUGGAAAGCAAACAGGACGAUGUGGAUGGCGAACCUAUGGCGGAAGAGGUUGACGGAGAGCCGAUGGGCAAUGGGGACGUCGAUGGCGAGCUCAUGGACGAAGACGUGGACGGUGAGCCGAUGGAGGGCAUCACAAGCGACAAGGCUGACGAUGACGUGGACGGUGAGCCUAUGAAGGAGGUAACGCCGGCGGACACUUCAGGUCAGGCGCCCGUGGGUGAAGCAAUAGUCACUUACGACGGAGCCGGUGAGACGGAGGCGGCAAAGGCUCGCAGGCGGCGUCCGAAGGCCGAAGACAUGUUUGCGGACUCGGAAGACGAAUAG